This is a messenger RNA of Papilio polytes (common Mormon), 7686 nucleotides long. RefSeq lists its product as uncharacterized. The record is from RefSeq and is a predicted model, not a curated record. Gene Ontology annotation, molecular function: tau-protein kinase activity; protein serine/threonine kinase activity; ATP binding. The coding region runs from base 218 to 6526 and encodes 2102 amino acids. Gene Ontology annotation, cellular component: cytoplasm. The transcript is spliced from 27 exons. Gene Ontology annotation, biological process: intracellular signal transduction; protein phosphorylation; microtubule cytoskeleton organization. Lineage: Eukaryota; Metazoa; Arthropoda; Insecta; Lepidoptera; Papilionidae.
AAAAAGAUGGCAGCGAUUGCCGACUGCUGUCUUUAGAAUUUAUUGCGAAAAUGGCGCAUUAUGUGAUAUUUUCACAUAAUUUAUUAAUUAUAAGUGAAAAUUUGUGUAGUGUUGCUUUGUGAUAGUGUGUUAAUUUACAUGAAUGACAGUGAUCUCGUGUGUAAACAGGACUUCAACUUUCUUCUGGAUAUUGGAUUACACAUAAAAUAAAGCCAAAAUGGUGGUCGGAGAAGCAAAACGUACUCAGCCGACCAACAUCAUGGACGGCAUAGAGAAUACCGGCGACGUUCGGCUCCAUGACCACAGACUGCGUCUCAAACAGAGAUUCGAUAUAGUUAGAAAAUUAGGACAAGGCACAUACGGUAAAGUGCAGCUGGGUAUAAACAAGAAGACGGGUCAAGAGGUGGCCAUCAAGACGAUAAAGAAAUGCAAGAUAGAGUCCGAAGCAGACCUGGUGCGCAUUCGGCGCGAGGUGCAGAUCAUGUCUUCAGUGAGACAUCCCAACAUCGUUCAUAUAUACGAAGUGUUUGAAAACAGUGAGAAGAUGAUUCUUGUUAUGGAGUACUGUUCUGGCGGAGAACUGUACGACUACCUCAGCCAAAAGAAAGUAUUAGAAGAAGAAGAAGCAAGGAGGUUGUUCCGUCAGAUCGCUACAGCUGUUUACUACUGUCACAUACACAAGAUAUGCCACAGAGAUUUAAAAUUAGAAAAUGUCUUACUGGACGACACUGGUAGUGCUAAGAUUGCCGACUUCGGUCUGUCGAACGUGUUUAAAGAGACCUCGUUAUUGUCUACAUUUUGCGGUUCGCCGCUUUACGCCUCGCCAGAGAUCGUUAAAGGAACGCCAUACAUCGGGCCAGAGGUGGACUGCUGGUCGCUGGGCGUGCUGCUGUACACGCUGGUGUACGGCGCAAUGCCCUUCGACGGCUCCAACUUCAAGCGCCUUGUGCGACAGAUCAGCAACGGCGACUACUACGAACCUAAAAAUCCAUCUACCGCCUCCCCACUUAUUCGCGACAUGCUCACAGUAGACCCGCUAAAGCGAGCCGAUAUUGCCUACAUUUGUGAUCAUCCGUGGGUGAACGCGGGGUGUCCGUCCUCGUGCCUGGAGCUGGCGCAGGCGCUGGCGGCGGAGACGCCGGUGCGGCUCGACCUGCUGCUCUCGCUCGCGCCCGCCGCCGCCUCGCACACCAACUCCGUCGUCGUGCCCACUGAGGCUGAACUCCGCCCCGAGGAGAGUUGCACCGACCUGACCAGUUCGACGUCGAUCCCGGUGGAGCCCAGCAACUCUGCUGAGAAGAGAAUCCUAGAAUUAGUCGCUGAGGGCGGCGAGGACGCAAUAAAGCCGUCUCCGACGCGCACCAUCGUGUCGGCGGGCGACAACAAGCGCAAGCUGGAGCUGGCCAUGUCCGCCAGCGGACUGCACAGGAAGAAGGAGAAGGUGGCCAGCUGCGCGAGCGUAGCGCAGCUGCCGGCCGCGCUGCCUGAGGAAGGAUCCCUGGACUCGCCGCCCGCAGACGAGGACCUCUCCAAUGAGCCGCCCCAGCCGUGCCUUAAGUCCUCUGCGACGAUCACGAUAGCGCCUGCGCCGGUGGAGCUCGCCAAAGAUGCCACAGUCGACAUUGUCAAGCAGAUGCCCAAACAAGAAGUUAACGACAAGCCUACCAAGAAGGUCACCUCCCCCAAAAUCGAGGAGAAAUCACCUUUUGAGAAACAAGAAGAAAUAAAGCAGGUGGAGGAGCAGAAGCCAGCGUCAGUGGCGACCACCACAGACAAGCUGACUUCCUUGACCCUCACGCAGCCAACGCCGGCCGCCGCCCCCGCGCCCGCUCCCGCGCCCGCGCCCUCGCCCGCCAAACCCAAGAAAUUGUCUAUUGGUGGACAUGUGGGUAGUUUCAAAGAACAGUUCGAGAGACGCGCGUCGUUGACUUCGGCUCCGGAGAUAAAACGAAAUGUAUCUAAGCCAGUUGUUUCUAAGAUUGCCAAAGCCAAAGCUCAAAGUGAGGACAGAGAUCUGCCGGCCAAGUCUCCGGACAAUGGCACUGUGCGGCUUCAGCAAAUUGGAAUAGAACCUUCACAGGCUCCUGUAGAGGAGAGCCGGGAGGCGAGCCGCAGCGGCGUGAAGAAGACGGAGAGCGAGCCCAUGCACAACACGCCGCAGGUCGACCCCACAGUACUGCUGCAGGACGCCAGGAGAAGUCUCCAGAACUCGAUGGCGAAGCUUGUGGAGGAGAAAGCGGGUGAGGAAAGCCGCAGACGCGCCGCUCGCGAUAUUAUCUCAUCCGCCAUACGCACUGGCAAGCCUCCGAUGCCGUACGGGCGGUCGUCCCCGAGACGUAUCAGCAGUCUCGUUAGCGGAGGUGAAUCUGAGGAGGAGGAUGAUACUCAUAUGCAUAGGCUGAGAUCGACUCGUGCAGCGCGCGCGGAGUCUGUGAGCUCCGGAGAAGAGGAUGAAGAAGAUGAAGGCUUCCACCUGCUCACUGCUGAGAAUCUCUUCUCCACGCUCCUGCACAGAGUGCGCGCGCUCACUCAGAGGCUGAACGGCGAGGAGGGUCCCGGCUUUCCGCAGCAUCCGCACUCGCUCUUCAACAACCUGCAGUCGCCCUUCUUCAACAGCCCCCAUUUACCAAGGAGACAUCUUUUACGCGAGGGCUGGGGCUCGCGCGAGCUGCACUCCGACUGGGAGUCUAUGUUCAACAAGAGCAGGCAGCCGAUGCCCAGAGGUAGUUGUAAGAAAGCCGGCAAGAAGCAACAAACGUCGAAAGCACAGCAAACGGAAACGGAGCGCGGUUUAGAUCUGUCGGACUUGGAUCUGAGCUCGAUAGAGUUUUCUGAGCGGGAGAUGGCCGCGUUGUCGGGCCUCACGCCGGCGCUCUCGCGGCGUCUGCAGCAGCAGCUGCUCGCGCACCUGCCGCCCGCCGCCGCGCGCUCGCUGCGCCGCACGCUCUCGCUGCACGCCGCGUCGCCCGCCGCAGCCGCCGCCGCGCCGCCCCGCCACCGCGCGCACCGCAGCCACUCCGCCUCCAAGUACAGCGAACCGACAAACUCCGACGUCCUCGACCGACUCGCACCCCUCCACGACAAACAACCACCCGCACCCACACACGAACCGGAUACCAAGUUGGACCUCGAAGAAAAUAACAUUAGCGAUCAAAUCCGCGAUGAUGGUGACAUUAAAGGCGUCCCACGUCGCUACCUGCGGGGACAUUCCGUUAAAUCCAUCGAUGAUGAUACCUCUAAAGACAAUACACCGGAGCAGAAUAUCGAUAGAACCGCCCCUCAAUCACCGAAAAACGAUCCCAAGAGAGUUGACGAUCUCAUUGCACAAAACGAAAAAAUAGAAAGUAUCAAUAAAAAUGACGACAUGGAUUUAGCUACGUCUUCGCACUUGGCCCAGUUUUGUACGCUACCGCGUCUCAAGCGAGGCUCGGUGACGUCUCGCGACUCCACAUCACCUGUUUCUAUCGCAGAUUCGAUAGGGUAUGAUUUUGCAGCGAAAAAUGUUGGAAAGGAGCCCUCUACAUCCAGAGCCAGUAGUAUUCGUAACUCCCAGGAUCGGCCACUUCUUAGCAAAUAUUUAAUUCCAGAACGACAUUUUUCUUUGGACGAAUCGUACACAUCUGAUUCGGGAAGUAUAAUAUCAGAACCGAGUUACAUCGCCGCAUACGGUACAUCGUCUUUGGGUAAUACGUCCGGCUUAGGUUUUAGGCGUCACUCGAUGAGGCUCCCGGGAGAUCAACCUAGAAAACGUAUUUCAAGAUUCCUCAGGUCUGACUUUUAUGACACUCCCCCUGACGAUAGUCUUUAUGCAAAACACAAAAAGGAAAAAGAAUUAGAAACACAGAAAAUUCUAAAAGAAAUACGAGAAAAGAAGAACAAGUCAUUGGAUUCCCCAAAAAGCCCAGUGGAAUGUAAUGAAACGUCAAUUUUGAAUAAAGAUGAAUCUGCUUAUCUUCGUAAAUGCUUAUCGCCAGUAGGUAAUUUAUUAAGUAGAGAACGCAGCAGAUCUACUACGCCAUUUUUCCCAAUUUUAGAUAAUAUCAAAGAAACUAAUUUAGACACUUCAUUGACGAUAACAGACGCAAAGAAAAAUAUUAAGAACGACUUGCGUAAAAGUAGUUUGACAGAAGAGAAACUUCAAAACAAAGAAUCUAAGAUGAAAAGACCUAAGAGCUAUCCAGUUAAAAGUUUUAAUUCUUUAGAAGAAACAGGCAAAACUGGAGCACAGGAAACAAUAGAAUCAAUAGAUCGGGAAAUCGAAGAAAGGAAAUCUAAAAGAGAAUCAAAACUUAUACGCCCAAAGAGUUAUCCCGCUACCACACCAUCACCAGAAAAAAUCAAUUCCAAUAAAAAUGAAAUGAAAAAGAAAGAUUUAACUUCAAAAGACGAACAUAAUAAGAACGACACCAAAAGUGACGUGGAGGUAAGCUUUAACUUUACGUUGCCCAAGAAAAAAAGUCUAACUACGAAAUCGGAAACAUUAACAAAGAAUAAUGAUUUAACAGAAGAAAAAACGGAGUUUAAACAAGAAACUUCCACGCCCGCACUUGUGUUAAAAAAAUAUAAAAUAAUCAAUGAGGAUACCGAUACGAAAAGUCUACACAAUACUCACACUGGAAACGGUACAAUCGUUGAUAAUGCCACACUAAAUGGAUCUGUAGUAGAAGACAAUAAAGUCGUAGAAAUUAAAAAAUCCGAAAGUGAUACUAAUAAAAAAACCGUUAAAAAGAAAGUUAUUAAAAAAGUUUCAUCAAAAUCAAAGACUGACGUAAUUAGUAACCAAGAAAGUAUCGAUGGUACAAAUUCAACUGAUAAGAAAAAAGUGGUAAAGAAAGUAAAAGAAAAAAGUAACGAAGAUAACAAAGCUACAGCUGUCAAAAAGAAGUCUGUUUUACAAUCCAUAGGGCAUAAAUUAGAAAAAUUAGCGUCGUCAAAAUCGAAUUCCCCAGAGAAAUCAUCUCAAAGCAGUAUAGCAUCAAAAGAACUGAAAAAAGCGUGUUCCAAAUUAAACAGAUUGCAACGAGAACAAUCUGUUCCCGUAGAAACGGAUCCUCCCACCGAAUCAAAUCUUAUCAAAAGAGCCGUCACUCUUACAGACGUUGCCGCUUUAGAUAGUCAAAAUGUUCCUCAAAAUAAAACUACUGUUUCCAAAGUUUUAGGACUCUUUAAGAAAUUUGAAUCAAAAGAAAAAAGUCCAAAGUCUGUUAUCGAAAAUUGUGCGAGUGAAGAUCCUAUAAUGAGCAAUAGUAAAAGUAACAAAUUCGAUACUAAUACCGAAACGAACUUAGAGAACGAGAAAGAUAAACCAAAAAGGCCAACCUCAUUAUUGUUAAAUGGCUUAGGACGUAAAAAUAAAUAUAAUAAAUCGGCAAGUGACAGUGUUUCCGUUAUCUCAUUAGAAACAGACGAGCAGCCAGUACUUAAGAAAGAUCGUGAACCCAAAGGUGUUAGAAAUACGUUAAAAUUAGAUUUCUCCAAAUUGCCAAGAGUAAAAAAAAUAGUUCCUACAAAUCCUGUGAUAGAACCGCAAAUUAUGAAUGUAUCACUGACUGAUAAAGAAAACGAAAAGAAAAAUAUAGUAGAAAAAAGCCAAAUAAUACUCGACAGCAAUGACGCAAACGACAUACAAUCUCGCAGUCGCUCGAGAAGCAGGUCGAUCUAUUCUAAUUCCGAUGUUAAAUCUGAACAUAGUGCAGAAAUAAAAGGAGCAGAUAAAUUUUCCGAAACAUUUACUGGAAACUCGGCUCUUAGACUUAUCCGCAACAAGGAUUCCAUUAGUCCCGAAAAGGAAGACAUCGUUGAUAGAAUUCGAAGAAAAAGUUUUUAUUCGAGAUUCAAUGAAAAAAAGCAAAGACGGAAAAGUAGUUUAGUGGGCCCCGGCGCCACUGAAUAUGAUCCUGUGGCGCGGCUGCACUCCCAGCCCGCGGAGACUAAACUGGACGUCUCUCCCUCGUCUCCUAUCAACUACGACUUGUCACCCGGCUACUCCAUCGCGUCAGACUUGUCACCGUCCACCGACCGGUACAGAUCCCUUCUCACUGAUCUUCCAAGUAACCGGGGUUUGAGAUACGAUAGUAUCAAUGACAAAAUUGACACAUACAGGUCACUGGACCGGAAUGACUUGAGGAAGUAUUCCAGCGGCAGGAGUUACCUAGAUUACGAUCAACCAGGGACAUACGGCGGUCACAGGUACUCACGAACCAAAUCUCUCCUCGAAAAUUGUGAUGGUAACGAGGACCACGGCUUGAGUCACCUGAGAGACCCUGUGAAAUACAGUAGGACUAAUUCUUUGUACACUCCUGGGAACUACGCUACGUACAGACCGAAAAGGACGAGGAAUUCCGCUAUUAUAUUAAAAGAAAGCGAAAAGGAACCGAGCCCAGAAAACAUACUUGAGAAAAUAAGGAAUAGAAAGAUCUCAAUCAGCGUGACGAGGAAAGCCGACUCUGAGGAUUCACUGCCAAGAUCCAAUGUCUCAUCUAAAAGCGAAGGCGACUGUGCAGAACGCUCUGAGAAAACUGACUGAGAGGCGCUACUGAGCGGUCUGCGAGAUUCAACAUCGAUCGUUUGUGAUUAAACGUUAGCAUUAUCAACAAACUUUACACAUAAUUUAUUUAUUCAUUUUAGAAUUAUAAUUAGUCGAUCACAGUCUACCAUAUAAAUUGCUUCUUGCUGUUUGAAUAUUUGAUUUUAGUUCUUGCCACUGAGCUGUAGUAUGCAUUUCGCAAUAUAAGUUAAGACGCAAAAUACUCAAAGGUGUAACUUUAAUUUGGGAAUUGAUUUUAACUUAGUCAAGAAUGUCUAUAAUAAUGUAAUUGCAACGUAAAUGAAGUGUCUGAAUUACAUGUUAAGAUAAGGCGUGAAAUAACUUUUCUAUUUUAAGAUAAGCGAGGAAUUGCAUUGAUAAGGCAGUAACAGUAUGUGCUUUUUGAAAUCGAAUUGACUAGAGUUAAUUAUCAAUGAAAGUUGGAAAUGUUUUGCGAUUAACUUUUUUUUAAGGAAAAGGUUAUAUGAAACACAUCUUACGUGCCUUUAUACGACAUAAGCGACUGGAUUUUAUAUAAAACUUUUUAUUAUUAGAAGAGGGCGACACGAUUUUUGUGUGUUUGCACAAAUAACGCUGGUUAUUUUGAACUUUAGCUGUCGUAGUUGACUUUGUAUGCUGCCGAAGUCAAUUUAAGUUAUAUUAACAAAACAUGAAAGUAUUGAAAGCUAAGUCACGAAACAGUUAUCGAAUAGAAUGGUGCUUAGUUGAAGAUUUUCUUAGAAUAUAAUUUGUAUUUAUAGAAUAUGUUAAAGAAUUUGUAGGUAUGAACUAUAUCAACGAAAGUUUUGUGUUUCCUUUCAAAAGUAAUUUAUAUUUUAAUUGUAAUUUUUAAACACUAUAUAAAGGAAUUGUUUGCAAUCGUUGCCAUAUUCACCUCUCUGUAGUGGACAGUGGUCAGCUAGGCUAUAGGACGGGCGUUGACAGACAUAGACAUUUUGCGCCACCUCCAUUAUUUUUCAUAUCGAAUCUAUUUAUUACUUUUUUUUAUUAGAUUGAGUCUAUUUAUUAGUGUGUGGUGAUUGUUAAUAUUUGUACCGUUUGUCAUGGUCGAGCGAUACUGUGAUUUGAAGAUAAAUAUUAAAAUUACUAUCACACGCGUUUUGUAUUGAAUGUGAAUAAAUCAUAUAGUUGAAAUGCUA